AUGUCAUACUGGCCUCACUAUCAACAAAAGCCUCCUAUAUUAUGGCUAUAUAAGGGAGAUAUAAUACAGAAACUCGUGGAACCACCGGGAGAUGAGGAAUUAGAGAGCGUGGAGCUAGGGGAUGCUUGGAGGGUGAGGGGGACAGAUUUAGGGGGGUCGCCAUGGCAACUGCGUCCUCCACACCCCCAACCACGGUGCAGUUUUCGUCAAGGCUACACGGCCCGUUUUAUCUUUGGAGCCCGGAAGAGUCGCGAUGGCUGA
This is a messenger RNA of Nezara viridula (southern green stink bug), 261 nucleotides long. The record is from the annotation of a GenBank genome assembly. NCBI's taxonomy places the organism in Eukaryota, Metazoa, Arthropoda, Insecta, Hemiptera, Pentatomidae.